AUGGAAGAUGCACCAAGAGGACGCGACGCCGAGAAAUGGGUCAGGGCAGUGGAGCGAAUCUUCAGCUACAUCCAUUGCGAAGAUGAGGAUAAAGUAACUUGUGCAGCCUACCAAUUGGUAGACGAAGCCGACUUCUGGUGGGAGUCGGUGAGGCGCACAAUAACUGAGAAACAGUGGGAAAUUUUCACUUGGGAAUAUUUUAAGAAUGAGUUGUAUGAGAAGUACAUACCGGGAUGCUAUAGACAGAAGAAACAGAACGAGUUCUGGAACUUGAAGCAAGGGGCUGGGACGGUGACUGAGUAUGGCAGGGCUUUUAACCAGCUGUCAAGAUUUGCUCCACUCUUAGUGGAUACUGAUGAGAAGCGCGCAAAGAAAUUCAGGAACGGACUGCGCCACGAGAUCUCGAUCUCCCUAGCAAGUCAGGGAGGUCUCACUUAUGCACAAACACUGAGCAGGGCUCUCACCAUUGAGUCAUAG
Salvia miltiorrhiza (redroot sage) is the source of this 477-nucleotide messenger RNA. RefSeq lists its product as uncharacterized. The transcript is spliced from 2 exons. The coding region runs from base 1 to 477 and encodes 158 amino acids. Lineage: Eukaryota; Viridiplantae; Streptophyta; Magnoliopsida; Lamiales; Lamiaceae. The record is from RefSeq and is a predicted model, not a curated record.